UAAACCGUAUCAUACACAGUAUUUGAUAUAAACGUUGCUCCGAAUACAGAGACUCACUUAACUCACCCACACGAACAUCUGACUGUUUACAAUGGGUCGCGAACCACCGAAAACUGUCAAUCUCGUGAAUUCGUUUCGAUAUACUUAACUGAAUUAAUUUAGAAAACGGAUUUGGUUGUCUUUCCUCUCAGUCAAAACGACCAAACGAGUGCUUAUAACAUCGAUUACAACUUAUGUCUUCGGAGUAUUUUUAUUAUUGACGUCCACAUCAGAACCGUUUUAUAAUCCUACUGCCAAAGACCCGUUGUUGAAACAACAAUGGUGUCCAACAAGUCGGUCAACGAUAGGUUUUUCCAGUCAUGCAUCAAUGGCGAUUUGAUCAGUAUACAAACCGACCUGUUCUACAACGUUUCACCUUUGGUUCGAGAUAAGUACGGAAAUAAUGCUUUGCACCUAGCAUGUAUGAAUAAUCAACCAAAAGUAUUAGAGCACUUAUUGAAAACUGUCAAAGCAUUCAAAAAUGAUACUCAGAAUAAACUUGGACGUACUGCAUUAAAUAUUGCAGCUUCUCAAGGUGCUUCAGAAUGCAUUGAUAUUUUAUUGAACAAUUUGCACUGUGACAUUAAUUCUACAGAUAAAAAUUUUAAGAACACUCCUCUUCAUUGGUGCAUUACUAGUAAAUGUAUCGAAGGAGUUAAGUUAUUAUUGAAUCAUGGUGCUGACUUAAAACUGGUCAAUAAAUUUGGCAAAAGUCCUAUACAACUUGCCAAAACAACAUGUUUAAAUAUUUUUCAUUUCAUAAAUGAAUUUGUCAAAGAUAAAAAUAAGGAUUAUUAUUUACACUCAACUUCUGAAACUAACAGUACUGGUAAACUAAAAAAUAAUACAUAUUUAGGAUCAUCAUCUAGUACGUCACAAUUUAAAACAACUAGUGAAUCUUCAAAAUUAGGCUCAAAAAUAUAUGCCGAGUCAAUUAAUCAACUAAACAUUAAUAGUAAUGAUUCAACAUUAGAGCCAGAUUUGACAUCAAAUAAUUCAAAUGAAUCAUUCUUUUUGGAUAUGUCAAAACUAAAAGAUGGUGAUAAUUCUGUAUUAAAUUUAUUGGAAAAGUCUAUUGAACCAGUAGAUGAAACUUCUUUUGUAUCUUCAAUCUUAAACAGUGGGAAAGUUAUUCAGUUGACUGAAGCUGGUAUACUUGCCCUAGAGUAUACAAAAAAUGAAGUAAAUACUCCAAUACCUGAUAGUUUAGUAAAAAGCUUCUUAAAUACAUCACAACAGUAUAAUGAUAAUGAUACUAAUAAAAAGAGCAAAAAUGAAGAUUCAAAAACACCUAUUAAAGGAUUAAAGCGUAUGAAAAGUCCACAGCCCUGUUCUAAAAAAAUUAAAUACACUGAAACUCCUAUAGAUAAAAAUUCUGAAUUUGAAAGUUUACUAGAGCAGUUGAGUUCUAAAUAUACAAAUACUGUACCUAAAGCUAAUAAUUCAAAUGUAUGUGGUUCACAAAAUGUAUCAUCAGUAGAAAGCAAUGUCAUGAAAAAUAAUGAAGUUUAUACUGAAAAUCAAUUAGUUUGUUUGAAUUCUGAUAUCAACACUCAACCUAAAUGGGUAGAAGAUCUUAUGUGUUUAUUGCAUAAAUUAGAUAAUCCAGACACUGCAGACAAUUAGUCAAUUGAACAACAUAACUAACUCAAAAUAUAAUUCCUAAUUUCUAGUCAUGCAUAUAGGUAAAUUGUGUAUAUUGUAAUUUAUUAAUAAAAAUAUUCUCAACA
Sipha flava (yellow sugarcane aphid) is the source of this 1769-nucleotide messenger RNA. It is a transcript of the gene Atac3, whose product is annotated as ankyrin repeat domain-containing protein 18B. Gene Ontology annotation, cellular component: nucleus. Gene Ontology annotation, molecular function: protein binding; transcription cis-regulatory region binding. The transcript has 7 exons. NCBI's taxonomy places the organism in Eukaryota, Metazoa, Arthropoda, Insecta, Hemiptera, Aphididae. The coding region runs from base 319 to 1665 and encodes 448 amino acids. Gene Ontology annotation, biological process: positive regulation of transcription by RNA polymerase II. The record is from RefSeq and is a predicted model, not a curated record.